Pectinophora gossypiella (pink bollworm) is the source of this 985-nucleotide messenger RNA. Its product is annotated as pre-mRNA-splicing factor Syf2. Lineage: Eukaryota; Metazoa; Arthropoda; Insecta; Lepidoptera; Gelechiidae. The transcript has a single exon. Gene Ontology annotation, cellular component: post-mRNA release spliceosomal complex; Prp19 complex; catalytic step 2 spliceosome. The coding region runs from base 88 to 798 and encodes 236 amino acids. The record is from RefSeq and is a predicted model, not a curated record.
GAAUAAAUGCGAGUUGUUUAUUCUAUUUUUCUAUCACGAAUUUGAGGUCUUUGCGAAUUUGAGUAAUUGUAAUAAAUUGAGGUUAAAAUGAGUGCAACCGAUGUAGAAGCUUCGACUUCGGCGCCUAAGGAAAUGAGUUUUGCAGAAAAACAAGCGGAACGCAUGAAAAGAUUGCGACAGUUGCAUUCUGCGCGUAACGAGGCUAGAACGCACAAUCAUCAGGAAGUUGUGGCAGAGGAAGCCAGAAACAAGCUUCCUACGAACUACGAAGCCAAGCGACGACAAGCGGAGUGGCUGCUUGAGGACCAGAAGAAACGAGAAGAGGCCGAAGCCGAAGGUAAAAGUUAUGAUAGAGUAAAAAUGCUGAACAUUUCUGCGACGGAAGCAGAGAGACUCGAACGUAAGAAAAAGAAGAAAAAUCCUGAUCAAGGCUUCUCUACAUACGAACAAGCGACCGUUCGACAGUACAACAGACUAGUCAAGAACAUGCCAGCAGCAGACAUGAAUCAGUACGAGAAACAGAAGGAAAAAUAUGGUGACGCUUUCUAUGGCGGUCCUAACGUUAUCAUUCAUGGUAUGCAUGAGGACAGGAAAGAGGCAGUAGACAAAAUGGUGAAUGAUUUGGAAGGACAGAUUGCUAAACGAGCGAAGUACUCUCGCAGACGUACCCACAAUGACGAUGCGGAUAUUGACUACAUCAACGAACGGAAUGCCAAGUUCAACAAGAAGUUGGAAAGGUUUUACGGAGAACACACAGCUGAGAUCAAACAGAAUUUGGAACGUGGUACUGCUAUAUAGAUCUUGUUGUAUAAAAUAUAUAGGUUUACUUUGUAAAUAUAGUAGAUGAAUAAGGUAGUAGGUACUUAAAAUGUUCAUAAAUUGCAUUUCACAUUUUAUUUUAAAAAAUUGUGACAUUACAAAAGUAGCAUCUUUGUCAAUGCAUUUUUUUUGUAAGUCAUUAACUAAUACAUACUAUCAAACAUCA